UAGUCAUUUGCCUUUGCGAAAGAUUGAGAGAAAUGUAGAUAGCCACCUUGCUACCAUCAUGUCUUCCUUUUAUCAAAUAAAUAACUAGGUUUACAAUCGAAUGCUAUGUCUGAAUUGUUAAAUGCAUUUUUCAAGAUUUGUACAGUAGCUAGCUAGAUGUAAAUACAUCGACAGUAACCUGGCAGUAAUAGGAGUUAAAACAAGGGGUUGAAAGAACGUUGCAUUUGCUCAAGUGGUAUUUUUAGCUACUACUAGCCACUGGCAGCUAGCGACAUUUGGUCAACUUGCGAUCAACGAUAUAUUAUAUUCCCGGAAGAUAGAUAUCAAUGAUAUCCCAACUGAACUGGUAAGUGUAAACAGAAAACGGAUCAUCACCAUGAGUUUGCAGGAUGGAGAGGGACUGGGUGGAUGGAGUAUAAUUUCGAUAUUGUUGGAGUGGUAAGCCCUUAACUCAGAAUGCACUCUGAUCUGUCGCCUCACCUGCACAUGGAUGAGUGCAACAUACUGAUAAACCUGCUGAAGCAGUGCCACACGGAGCACAAUGUCAAGAAGUUCUUUGGCCAUUGCAAUGAUAUGGACCGUGCCAUGAGAGCUUGUUUGAAGAAUGAGCGAAUUGCAAAGAGGGAGAAAAGCAAACAGCAUGCUAAAGAGAUGAGACAGAGGCUGAAAGACGGCCCUAAGGAAGACUUCUGAAUGGCAGUACUGGCUGAGCCGAUGCUCGAGGAAGGGGCACAGGAACUGGGUAUUGGAGGACUUGGGACUUACUGGGAUCUACCAUGAGAAGCCUACUUUACUGCCUGGACAUCUGGCCACAAGAGGUCUCUCAUAAUGUUGGUUUCAGUAUGUGUGUUGGGUGGGGUGGAUUGUCAUAGACAGUGGUAGAUGAUCAUUUCGCUACUCAGUGAUCAGAGCUUGUGUGUGUGUGUGUGUGUGUGUGUGUGUGUGUGUGUGUGUGUGUGUGGGGGGGGGGGGGGGUCUGUUUUGAGGACUGCUAUCAUGGUUGAUUACAUAUUUAAAGUACUUAACAAAAUAAUUGUUUUAAAUUGUCUGAGUUUCUGACUGGGGAAUGACAAUGAUGAAUGAACACUGGAUUUCUAUUGAAUAAAGUUUACCAAAACACAGAA
Molecule: messenger RNA, 1124 nt
Organism: Salvelinus fontinalis (brook trout)
Lineage: Eukaryota; Metazoa; Chordata; Actinopteri; Salmoniformes; Salmonidae
Product: COX assembly mitochondrial protein 2 homolog
Exons: 5
Coding region: 457-693 (78 amino acids)
Cellular component (GO): mitochondrion
Source: RefSeq, a predicted model, not a curated record